AUGGGGGAUUCCGGUAGCGUCUCUUCUUCUUCAUUCGAUUCCGCCUCCGUUGUUACCGCCGAUCAGGCCCAGAAUGUAGCUCAGGGUCGUAUGAGUGGUGACGGAGGUCAAGCGCUGUCGGAUGAAUCGUCACGUUCUUGGCGAGAUGUUUUCUGGUCCUUUGUGUUUAUGAUUCAUUUGAUCAGUGUGGGAUUUGUGCUUGUGGUUCUGGGGCUUAAUAGGUUCAAGAAGAGCAAUAGGUUACAAAUCGAUAAGUACACUAAUACAAUUAUGGAGAAUCGGGUUGGAUUAACAGAGGAUUACUGGCCACUUUAUGCUUUGGCAGGCGGAGUGGGAAGCUUACUUGGAUGGGCUUGGUUGUUCUUACUUGGUUCUUUUGCAAAUCAUGUAAUGAAGAUUUCUGUGCAUAUUUUGACUACAUAUCUUGCUGUUAUAAGUGUUUUGUGCUUCUGGGGCCAGCUAUUUUUCUGGGGUGUAGCAUUUUCAAUUGGUGCCGGGUUGCAGUUCCUAUAUGUUGUAUCAGUUAUAGACAGACUACCAUUUACGCUUCUAGUGUUGCAAAAGGCUGUAAAGAUGGUAUCUGGACUUCCUGAAGUUAUAAGAGUUGCAUAUGCUUUCAUGAUUGUCAUGCUUUUGUGUAUGGGAAUUUGGUCUUUUGGAGUAGCUGGCAUCGUGGCAUCGAGUAUGGGUGAUGGUGGACGCUGGUGGCUACUUGUGGUUUUCUCCAUAAGCUUAUUUUGGGCUGGUGCUGUUUUUUGUAAUACUUUACAUGUUAUAGUUUCUGGAAUGGUGUUUCUAGUCCUAAUCCAUGGCGGCAGAGAGUCAUCAUCUAUGCCAUCAAAGUCAUUGGUGAAGGCUUCAAGGUAUGCUGUGACAACAUCUUUUGGUAGCAUUUGCUAUGGAUCACUUUUUACAGCUGCCAUUCGGACACUGCGGUGGGAGAUCAGAGGAAUCCGAUCAAAGAUUGGCAAGAACGAGUGUCUGCUUUGCUGUGUUGAUUUUUUGUUUCAUCUUGUUGAGACUCUUGUUCGUUUCUUUAACAAAUAUGCCUAUGUCCAGAUAGCAGUUUACGGCAAAAGCUUCAACCGUUCAGCUAGGGAUGCAUGGGAGUUAUUCCAGUCAACUGGAGUCGAAGCCCUCAUUGCUUAUGAUUGUUCAGGUGCUGUUCUUCUGAUGAGCACCAUCAUGGGCGGGCUCACUGCUGGAACUUGCUCAGGUAUUUGGACAUGGAUCAAGUGGAAGGAUAAAGUGUCGAUGGUGGCAUGUACUGCAACAUUGAUGGGAAUGGUCCUGGUAGGCCUUGCAAUAGUGGUUGUGGAAAGUGCUGUUACGUCCAUAUACAUCUGUUAUGCAGAAAAUCCAUUGUUGAUGCAGAAAUGGGAUGCUGAAUUCUUCAACCAGAUUUCGGAUAUGCUUCACCAGCGCCUUCAGCAUCGGAGUGCACGAGCAAGAGAAGUGUUAAUGGAGCAUCGGUUCGACAGCCGCAGGGAAGACCUGGUACAGGCAUGAACAUUGAUACCAUACUACCAUGGACAACCUCAUUUGUUAACUCUAUUCACUUGAAUAAAACUAUUUUUGUUUGAGUUUUGGAGUUUACUUUUGUUUCUUAUCAAUCAACUGUACAAUAGUAUAACAUUUCAAGAUUAAAUUAUAUUGGUAACUUAAAAGUUUUGACUGAC
Messenger RNA from Benincasa hispida (wax gourd), 1679 nucleotides. RefSeq names its product Plasma-membrane choline transporter family protein. The record is from RefSeq and is a predicted model, not a curated record. Gene Ontology annotation, cellular component: membrane. NCBI's taxonomy places the organism in Eukaryota, Viridiplantae, Streptophyta, Magnoliopsida, Cucurbitales, Cucurbitaceae. Gene Ontology annotation, molecular function: transmembrane transporter activity. Gene Ontology annotation, biological process: transmembrane transport.